This is a messenger RNA of Anopheles cruzii, 594 nucleotides long. RefSeq lists its product as uncharacterized. Bases 1 to 594 code for a protein of 197 amino acids. The transcript is spliced from 2 exons. The record is from RefSeq and is a predicted model, not a curated record. Lineage: Eukaryota; Metazoa; Arthropoda; Insecta; Diptera; Culicidae.
AUGGCAAUAAAUAUCAACGGGCUAAAUGGACACCAUCUCACACACGUUGUCGGUGAAGUCGAAGUGGCGAAGAAGACGAAGAGGACGGCCAGCGACGGUCAACCUACGGAGGAGCAGUUGGAACGUGUCCACCGUGUCCUGUUGCAUACGCUACCGAAACUGUUCGUCCAGCCUCUCGAUUAUUCUAUUUACAGUCCAAAGUUAAUCUUCGAAAACAACAUCCGCGGCACGCGAACGAUCGGGCUGUUCUACUACGUCCAGCAGAUGGCCCUGCUGCGCACGGUAGCCCACCUAAAGUUUGCCUACGUCACGUUCGACGUGCUGAAGAUUACCACACAUCCCGAGGACGGUACCGUGCGGGUUCGGUGGCGCAUACGGGGCAUUAGUGCGCUCCGGGUGUUGCUGAUGCUUUGGAAGUACAAACUGUGGCAGUUGAAGGACAUUCUGGACGACCAGGAAGCCUGGUACGAUGGGUUCUCAGUGCUGCACGUUACUCCCGACGGGCUCGUGUCGAAACACGUCGCUGACAAGGUUAUGCCCGAUGACGCCAGUGUGCACGCCGAUGGAAGGACGACGAUGUCUGUGUCUACUUGA